AAGAAAGUGUGGAUGUCGUAUUUGUAACUUUUAGAGAAAAACAACAAUAAAACAUCGUAGGAAACGUCAAAAAGAAAGAAGAAACGGAUACUUGAAACUCGUUUUUAUUCAAAACAAUUUAACUAAUUUUUUUAAACUAUGGAAGAAGAGGAAAAUGAGUUGGUUUUUAUGGAAUUUUCCGUAGUAGAUGAAUGUGGCAGUGAGGAGGAAGAAGAAAAUGAUUCUCAACAAGAUGGGAUCCAUGUCCUUGAUGAAGAAGAUUCGACAAAACCCUCAGUGAAUAAUGACAUGUUUGCAGAUAUGGUGGUGCUGGACAUAAGUACAAGUCCAACAAAAGAAUUAGAAGAAAAAGAUGAGAAAUCUCGCACAUCUCACAGAUCUGAUAGGUCUUGUAACAGAUCAGAAGACUACAGAAGUCCUUAUAGGGAGAGGUCCAGUGGGGAUAAGAGGAGUUCAACUAGAGAAAGGUCAAGAAGGGAGGAUGAUAAAAGAAGAGAUAGGAGAGAUAGAAGUAGAUCAAAGGAAAGUCGUUACAGGUCGAGUUCUGAUAGGAGAAGACGAUCAAGAGAAAGAGAUAAAAAAGUACAAGAGAGCACUUCUGCUCGUAGGGAUACUCGAAAGACACCAACAAAGCAGCCAUCAAAAUCUUCUGGAGGUCAACCAUCAACAUCAAGUGAGAAAAAAGAUGCACCAACAAAAAGUCAUACGUCCUUACAGACGCCUACAGCUAAGACUAAAAUAAAUACUCCUACAAAAGAAGUUAAAUUCACUGAAAAAAAUAAAGAAAUCAAGGAAAAGUCGACGAAAGAAAAAGUUUCUGUAAACAAAGAAGAUACAGAUGGCGAGAGUGAUGGUGAGGGAAUAACAAUCAGUGCUGAUGACAACAUUCUGGGGGGAAUGGAGUUUUCAGAUCUGAAUAAAUCAGACUUUGUCACAUUAACAGUUGUGGAUGAAGAUCAAAAAGAAGACACAAAAACUGAAAUUAGUCCCAAAAAAGAGACAUCUGCAAAAAGUUCAAAUCUGGAUACAAAACAAACUGGAAAAGUAGAGGCAAAACAAGAAGUUUCAGCUCAGAGUUCCUUAAAGAAACAGGUACCAGAAGCAAUUGAAAUUGUUGAAAAAAACGCUGAAAAGUCCAAGAUGGGUCAAGCUUCAGAAAAGGCUGUCCCUGAAAAAGUAGCUCAGAAGAAAGUUUCUGUAGAAGUUUCAGAGAAAUCCAUGCCUGAAAAGGUGACAGAGAAAGCAGAAUCUAAAGAGAUCGAGAUGGUAGUGGUUGAAAACGUUAAUAAAAGUGAAAAACCGGAGCCAAAAACAGAGGCAUCGUCUAUUUCUCAAAGAAAAGAAGUUAAUAAAGAUCCAGACAAAUUCAAAGUUACAGAAGAAUUAUUUACUGUAGAAUGGAUCAACAAAGCCAAGAAGGAAGUCAGUAUUAUUGGAGUAGAUAAUCUUGAAAAAGAUGAAAAGAAAGAAGGAGCAGGAAAUGAGAAGGAGAAGAAGAAAGACUCUAAGGAGCCAGAAUUAGUAGAGGUGGCAGAUAUUCCCGAAAAAGAUGAUGUAUGUAUAAUAGGCAUAGAGGAAACCCGUGACAAGAAUGACGCAAAAGAGCAAGAUUUGAUUGGGGUUGCACCCGUCUUUGACAAAAGUGAAAUAAAUGCAGAAGCUAAAGAUAAAACAAAUUCAACACAGGCUGAUGUUAAAGGUAAAGAGAGCCAAGAAGAGAAACUAGUUGAAGUUGCAGACGAUAAAGAGGAAGAGAUGGAAAUUAGCAUUAUAGAUGAGUUAAAUGUAGACACCUCAAAAAACUCGGAGAUAACAGAAGAAGCAGAUGACGAUGUCAUUGAAGUGAUCUUCAGCAAUGGUGAAGAUGAAGAGGAAAUUCCAGUAAACUCCAAAACAGAAUUUGACAAUACUUUUAUGGGUGGAAAUGUAAAAAACGACAACUCUAAGACUUCAAUGCAAAGCAUGAAAUUAGCAACUGAGGAACUGGGUUUGUCAAAGAUGAAGCCUCAAAUAGAACAUGAAAAUAGCAAUCAAGAAUCAAUGGAAAGACGAGGUCAGAAUCUUUCAUUAUCAGAAAAGCCAGUGUUAUUAGAUGAAGACUCUGUAAAGGACAUUGAAAGCAUUGGUGAACCUGAAAAUAUAAUUGAAGACGGGGUGGAGAUUAUUGUGCUCUCAGACACUGAUGUUGAGGACGACGAUAACGAAGUUGAAAUUAAAGACACUGUACCAAAACAAGGAAUUGCUUCAAAGGCAAAGAGCUCUGAAGAGAGACUAGAAGAUGUUGAAAUGAAGGAAGAAGGUUUCUCCAAUCCAGCAGAAGACAACCUGAUAGAAGAUGGCACAGAGAUCAUCAUCAGGGAUGAAAUGUCAGAGGAUGAAGAAAAAGAUGAUGAUUUGGGGGAAAUUGAUGAGGAAGCCUUCCUAGCAAUGAUGCAGAGUGAAGGUUUGGCCAUUGAGGACAAUGAGGAGGAGAAAAAAGAUGUAAAACAAGGGGAAGAAGAAAGUAAGAAUGAGCAGGUGGAUAUUGAUAAACAUUCCGAACAUUUGUUGAUAACUGUUAGUCAGUCUUCAGAGAAAAGGGAUGUUAAAUCAAGCACAGAUUCCGAAGAAAAAUCAACAACAAAGUCACCUAUUGAUAGCAUCUCGUCAAACCUUGCGAAGUUAAGAAAGGAAUUUGAAAGUAUCUUGAAGCGAUCUGAAUCAAGCAACAAUGAGGAAAACGAAAAAGACAAAUCUGUAGGGAGUUCUCAAGAAAGAAGUAAAGACAGAAGUUCUAGAGAAAGAAGCAAAGACAGGGGUUCAAGAAGUUCCAGAGAAAGAAGUAAAGAUAAGAGUUCAAGGGAGAGAAGUAAAGAUAGGAGUUCAAGGGAGAGAAGUAAAGAUAGGAGUUCAAGGGAGAGAAGUAAAGAAAGAGGUUCAAGGAGCUCUAGAGAGAGAAGCAAGGAAAAGGACUUGCAGAAAUCCACCCACAGUGAGAAAGAUCUGAGGCGGGUCAUUCUCGGCAAGAAAUCCCAGAAUUCCAGAGAUCUGAGGGAUGUGAUCAAAGGGAGAAAGGCCAAAGGAAGUGAAAGCAAUGAGGCAGAGGGAGACCAAGGAGAAGAGUUACCCCCUGAAGCGGAUGAAUAUUGGGAAGCUGAAGAGGAGUUAGUAGAGGUGGACUCAUUCUAUGACGACUACAAGGAGAAGAAGGUAGAAGUUGUGGUGGUGCAGGAUCAGACAUUGUUACCCACCGAGAAAGAGCACUGGGGGUUCGACACAGUGGGUGAAGGUAAUGACCUAUAAAGAAAAAUGUACAGCAUUUUUCAACCAAGUAUGAAAAAUUAUCUGGGAAGUGAGAGUGCUGUUUUUAUGUUGGAAAGUUUUGAUGCUUUCUUUGUGGAUCUGAAUGAUGGACAAGGUGUUCUGUACAUUGACAACUCUGAGUUGAAGACGAUGCGUCCUUUCAUCAUGAUUGGGAGAAUCGCAAAAUUCCUGAAGGACCACCCUCAUGUUGAGAUGGAGUGUGAGAGAGCCAUUUCCUUCCUUCUGGAGGAAAAAUUGAAGACUGUUGGCAUCAAGAAAAAGAAUCAGAUCCCCAAAAGAGGUUUGCUGUAUAUCCGUGGGGUUCCGAAUCAUGUGUCGGAGGAAAAACUUGCAAAAUCUCUCAAAGCCAUUGAGGCUAUUAUACCUAAAAAUCUCAUGGAUAAACGAAUAGGAUUUGCCAUGGUGAUCUAUGAAACAACAGAAGAAGUGAAGAAGUUCUUGGCUACACUGAAGAUCUUUGAUAAAACCUGCGUCAGUUACCCGGAGAUGAUUAGAAAACGAAAAGGAUUGUCCAAGCUACUUCAAGAACACCCUGAGGCAAAGGAGGCUCUACUGGAUGGGGACACACAAUUACAGCUGCAUAAACGUCAGGCCAACGCCAGGAAGAAGCUGAUGGAGUUACAGGAACAGAUCAUGAAGAAGAACAAAGAGAAAAUCAAGAAAACAAAAAAUAAAAAGCUGCAGAAGCAACGAGAGAAGCAGAAAGAGGCGGAACUAAGGAAACUAAUGAUGAGGGCAAAGAAAAUCAUGGAGGAGGAAAAUAUAGACCAAAAUUUUGCAGACAUGACUGUAUUUGUGGAGAACCAGGGCAAAGGCAGAUCAAUGGAGGAACAUGAGAAGUUGAGGAGUCCUCUGAAGAAUUCAGAGCAGAGAUUAACAGGCAUUCCUACUAGAGUUGUUCCAAUUGAGGGUAAUAUUAGAGAUGCAGAAUACAACAGACUGAGGAGAGUGGUCCUCGAGGAGUUGAAGGAGGAUAUAAGCAAUGGUAGAUUCAGGGAUCAGAAACACCUGGAAGAUACUAUAAACAGAAGAAUUGAGUCUAAAAGAGCUGCAGAGGCAAGACCAAGGAUGUGGGGAAGUGGAGUAGCUGUGUCACAAACACAGGCAUCACAGCCUGGGGUCCCUGCUGGAGAGUACGCCAUGAAUCAGUUUAAAGAGGACUUCAGAAAAACCAGAGUUCCAGUGCAAGGGGUUCCACCUCCAGAUUCUAGGAUACCAGAUAGUAUUGAGAUAAUGAUACCUGUACCAGAAGGCUCUCUCCCAAUGCAUAGAAUGCCAGGCCCAGCACAACUGAUGCCAGUUGUUAGUCAAAGUGGACCUGGCCCAGUCCAGAUGUUGACUAGACCUAUGGGUCCAGGAAUACCUGUGAUCUCAAGCCAGAUGCCUAUGGGUAAUAUUCCUGGUGGCCCAACUAUGACAUCUGUCCAGCAACUGAAUCCACUUACACAGGCACAACAAGUAGGGGUUCAAAACCUACAAAGUCGGAUGCCUUUUAUACCAGUUAGUGGCUAUCACCAGCCAAAUGUAGCAAUGCCCGUGUCAUCAACAAUAACACAGCAGGUUCCAAUUCUGCCAGGAGCCUUAGGCAUGGGUCCAACAGUACCGGGGUCUGUUCCAGUAAGAGUUCCAAUGCAACCACAAGGACUAACAGGCCAACUGCAGAGACCACCAACUGGAAUACCGGUCUCUAUUGCCACAUCAGGGAUGCCAGUUGUUCAGACAAGACCAGGACUUAUUGGAUACCCUGGUACAGUCCCACGUGGUCCGGUACCACCUGUUACAUUUCCUCAGGGUGCUCCUCCUGGACAUGUACCACUCAGUAAUCCCCCUGGAACAGUACCUAGAGCACCAGUUCCCAGGGCACCAGUCCCAGCCGUAGCUCCUAUAACUCCUGCAGUCAUACAGUCUCAACCAAUUAUAUACAAACCACCAACAUCAGAGACUCCUACCAAUGAUCCUAGUAAUAUGAGGAAGAAGCCAGAGGACAACACACAAAAUAAAAGCAGUAUGCAGCAUGGAAAGCCAACAAAUGAGGAUAAGAGGUCAGAGUCCAAGUCUAAAGCGAGGGACAAUGCACCUUCUAUUAAGAUAAAUGUUGGAAGUCAGUUCUCCAGGAAGUCAAUGGAGGUAUUGAAUAAACGAAAGAGUGAAGACAUAGAUGGUGUACCAAUGGAUGAGAGAGUGCCAGCUAAAAAGUCUAGAACAGAGGAAAAGGGUCCCAAAUCGAUUCUGAGAAAAGAAGAUACCCAGAGCAAGAUUGACAUGUUUGAAGCUGCUGACAAAAAUCCAAAAAAGAGCACUCCUGCAGACUCCCAGUACAAGAGGCAGGGAAAUCUCAUCAGUGUUCCACUUCAGAAAGGAAAUGUGCAGCAGAAGACACAAGGAAAAUCUACACAGCAGGAGAUUGGCACCAAAAUCCAGGUGCUACACAACAGGAUAGCCCAAAAACUCCCAGCACCGAAGAAGUCAUCAGAACCUCAACAAGAGGACCCUGGUGAGGGGAAUGUUUCUCCUCAGACCCUGUCUUACUUAAAGACUCAUCAAGUGAGGCAGCAGAGGACCUCCUUCUCCUCCAGUGAAUCAGAAGAUGAGUCGUCUGAUUUCAUACAAAGACUGAAAGGCCCUGAGGGGCUGAUGUCGUUGAUGGAUGUGGACGUGUCCGGGGCGAAGUCCGACAGCAGUGGCAUCCAGGAGACACUGAGGAAGUGGGACUACCUGGCAGAGAAGCAGAAGAUACAGAGAGAGAAGGAAAAACUGGCUAGGAAAGAGGCUAAACUGAAGAAAAUGAUGGAAAAAGCACCUGUUCUUAUGCAAGAGUUUGAAGAGAAUGAGAAGAAAAGACAGGAUAAGAAAAAAGCCAAUGAGAAUGACCCUCUGAUAAAACUCUUACAGUCUGCUCUUGAAGCAGCCCAGCAAAAGGCAAACAUGAAGCGGUCCCCCUCGCCCUCCACUGACCAUGAGGAGGAGGACAUGUCUGUAUCUGAGGAGGAUGAGGACUCAAUUGCAGGAGGAGAGUUCAUCAUCGACUACGGUCACAAGUCUCUGUCAGGACAGAAAGAUAAACCACAGAGAAUGACAAGAAAACAGAGGAGGGCUGCCAGAAUGGAGCAGAAAAAAGCUGAGAGGGAAUACAGGGAAAAGAAAGAGGGUGAUAAACAACAAAAGUCAUCAAGUGAGAAAGAUGAACUUACAGAAAUGUUGAAAUCCUCACUACAAGCUGUACAAGAGCAUCUUAGUGAAAUGAGGAACCAAAAGCCCCAGUCUCAACAGGAUCAGGCAUCACAGAAUCCAUUCCUGCAGGAUCUGAUGUCACGAGUUCAGUCGCACAUCCAGGGUCAAAAAGAUGGAGCCAGCAGUUCCUCAAUGUCUGCUCCAGCCAGCUCACAGCCUACAAUUACCCCACACAGCAUUCCAAACAAACCCUUCCUGCAGACCACAACUGCCACCAGCAGUAUGGGAACCAGUUCAGGGGUGCCGGGAACCAGCUGGGCCUCACAGAUGCAGCCACAUCAAGCGAGAUCAGCCUCCAUUUCUCCUUAUGUACCAAUGUCCAGUAACGCCUCUAACUUACCUUCUAAUACCUUUGAAUAUGGCCACGGCAGCAAAGGCACACAGCCAGCUAGCUGGAGUAGUUAUGGAAGCAAUUUGAGUGGGGAGGUUUCGUCUGCCAUUCAUGGACAGACGGCAUCGCAGCCCGUUCAGGAAGUGUUUGAUUAUGGACACAAAUCAAAGGCUGAUUCUGCAAAUAGCAAACCUCCACUCCAAAAAGGUAAUGCUACAGCGACUUCUUCACAACCCAAUCCACAGACAGACAUCCACAGUUUAACGAUAGAGAGCAUCAGUGAAAUUCUUAAGGUUGCCAAGAACCUGCAAGCCUCUCAAGCAAAAAUGAAAGACACUACGGAAAAACAGAGGGAGAUGUCAGAGCAAGACAAGAAAGGUAAUCAAGAAAACUUGAAGAGGAAUGGUGUUGGUGAGUUCCUGAAGAACUUUCCAACAAAUGUUGGUGACAAUUCUGCUCAAGGAAAUAAAAACCCCAUGGACAAGAAUGUGUCUGGUCAGUCAUCCAGUGGUCCAACUGGAACCAGGGCACAAUUUCAUGGUUCUCAAGGAAGAAAUAUGAAUAAUCAGAGAAAUCAAAACUUGGAACAGCAAGGAAACAACAAUAACUUGCAGAAAAAUAUGUCAUCAGAGCAGAACAUACAGAAGCCAGAUUCUCCACCUGUGGAUACUUUUCUGGGAAUGGUAGAGUCCAGAUAUGAAAGGCAGAAACAAAGAGAAGAAGAGGAUAGGAGAAAAAGAAUGGAGAAAACUUCAUCUGAAAACAGGGGCCCUCUAGGUGGGCAGCAAGGUGGAGGAGGUAAUGCCCAGUCUCUCCAAGGGAGUGGAAUGGGGUCAUCUCUUCCCAGAGGGCCCUCAUCCUCUUCUUUUAGAACAGGGCAGCAGCAUCAUAACAAAUCAUCAUUUGGACCAGGUCAUUCAAAUACAUCCAUGAAUAAUAAUAGACCAGGGCACUCAAGACAGCAUUCCCCCAUGCAGAACAGACCGGGUCAGAACAUGCAAAAUAGACCAGGGCAAAACAUGCAGAACAGACCAGGCCAGAACAUGCAGAAUAGACCAGGACAGAACAUGCAAAACAGACCAGGCCAAAACAUGCAAAAUAGACUUGGCCAAGGACAAAGUGGACAAAAUAGACCAAGUGAUAAUACAGUAAACAGGCCUGGACAAAAUAGACCAGGACAGAGUACCCAAAAUAGACCUGGACAAAAUGCACAAAAUAGACCUGGACAAAGUACGCAAAAUAGACCAGGUCAAAUGAAACCACAGAACCAAGGGUACAUGAGUAUGUUGUCACAGUCGAAAGUCCAGAAGAAGAGUGAUGCUGAAUCCAUUACAGAGCUAAUGUCAGCCAAUGAACUGCAAUCUUGGGAGAACUUACAGCGACAGCUGAGACAGUCGUACCUGGAGGAUCAAAUAUCAGGACCCACAAUGUCUGCCUAUGACCAGCGCCUGCAGCAGGGAAACCAGCAGCCAUCGUCACAGCAGCAGACUGGUUCCCUGGACUGGUUCCGACAAUCCAAACAGCUUCAAAUGCAAGACAAGUUAAAGAGACAGAUGGCACCCAAAGGAAUCCUGAAAGGAGUACCCAGUACAGCAAGUAAAAUUUGGGCAGAGGAAGACAUGGAUUUUCACACAACUCCUCAACAGACAGCGAAAUGGGGUCAAGGUGUGGCCUCAUUUGACUAUUCUGGAAGGUCAAACAAGGGACAGAACUCCAAUCUAGUGCAUUAUGCAAACUCAGACUCAGACUGACUAUGAUAUGAAAAAAAUAAUUCAGUGUAUAAAAAAUAUGAGCAUUUAGGGAAGGUUGAACAUUUAAUCCAUUUACCUGUAUUUUUCACAGAUGGGUGUUUGAGAAAAAAAAUCAUGAAUUCAAUUGGAUGUGUGUGCAUGCAUGUGGGUAUAAGUGUGUUGUGUGUUUUUAGGAAAUAUUUCUUAUUUCCAAAUUUGAAUAUGAUUUGGUAUGGGAGAAACUUUGUAAAAUUCUUCAUUUUUUUCAAUAAUAUUGUUGAAUCUUUGUUUUAAUUGCAAUAAUUUUUAUGUCUAAAUUGGUAAUUGUUGAAUCUUAUUUAAAUUUUUAAAUGAAAUUGUCUAUACUUCAAUUGUUGCAGAUAUACAUAUGUUGUUUUUUUUUCUUUAAUUACCAUUAAUUCUAAAACUGGAUAAAAUUUCAUGUUGUUCAUAUUUUUUUUUACCAUAACUUGUGGAUUGAUUGACUACUCCAUGAACUCUGACAGAAAAGGGAUAAAGUGCUACAUAAGAAAUGUUCAUUACAAAAAAAUUAAACCAGCACAAUAAGCUAACUUUAUGUUAAACAUAGUUUUUCCAAAAAAUAAAAAAAAUUGUGAUAAAUGCA
Molecule: messenger RNA, 9220 nt
Organism: Saccostrea cuccullata (small rock oyster)
Lineage: Eukaryota; Metazoa; Mollusca; Bivalvia; Ostreida; Ostreidae
Exons: 21
Source: RefSeq, a predicted model, not a curated record